ACGCGCUACGCGUCUUCCCUCUUCACUGCGAGAGUUCAGAUGUCUUUCAAUAUUGUAUGGUGUCCGUACUUUGAGCACAGCGUCUGAUUUUAGCAUCGUUCGGCGUUUAGGUUGAGCCAUGGUGUCUUCGAUGUCUUCUGCUUUCGACAGCUUACCGACUCGCCCGCCGACACCACCUCGGGAUCACGCGGAGCCUGUCAGUGAAAAUAUCAGAUCUGUGGACGACGGCAACGAGGUUCAACAGGGGCUGACGCGAUUGCCCGAAGGCUCCAAUCUUCAGGCGGAUGCCUCUGCUUCUGCUACAUCACCGCCAUCGUCGCAAGAACCUCCAGGCAGCGUCAAUGCGAAGAGAGUCGGCUUCAGUCCGUCGUUAACUUACCACCGGAUUGCCGCUGGCGGCGAUGCAAGCUCACCCAACGCGCAUUUGCGGAAGCGCAAACCACUUAGGAAGGAUGCGCAACCACCAAGAUCGAUCCUCAAAGCAUCAGCUCUCCCACCACCGUCUACGCCGGACGAGGUCGAAGUCAAGCUAAGCUAUUUCUCGCCCGAGGAGCCCGGAAGCUUUGCAAGAAUGCUGCAAUCGAUUUUUCAGCAACUUGCAAGCCCAUCGGUCUCUGCCAGGCUUGACGCCUACCUUGCCCUUAAUGGUACACUGCAAGCCUACGGUGGGGUGCCGGACUCGCAGGCCAUCUCGGCGAGGAUGAGCUUGCUCGUGCAGUUCCUUACCCGUGACAUGGCCUGGAAGAAUCACAAAGGCGAACUUAGUGUCAACAUCGUCACCCAGGCGCUGAAACUCACAGCUACUAUGAUGUUCAACUCAACCCUUCUUGAAGCAAUGGAUUAUGACUUCCGGACCUUUAUCAUUGACAGAUGCGUGACUGUGGUCGAGACUGUGGGCAUGCCGAAGGCCCUUGUCAAAAGUCACAUGUAUAUGCUUGCCCAGCAGCGUUUCCAGAGUUCCGUAAUCACACCGACACGCGCCGACCGCAUAAUCAGUGCAGUCCUGACGGUCGAAGAACGCUGUAGCGGGAGUAGCAUAAUCGCCACACGAUUGGCCGUGUAUCAACGUCUUCUGGAUCAAGCACCUCUGAGCAUGUUACAUCGCAUGCGCGACUGGUUUGAGCAUGUCAUACAUGGCAUGCUGAGCACAAUCAAAGAUAUUAGGGAUCACGCAAUCUCGACAUGCAUGUUGGCAGGACAUGUGCUCGGCACCCAUUCGCGGGCAUCGAGGACCGUGCUGGAGCUCUUGCAGAGUGAGAUUAAUGAAGGCAAGACAUUUUGUGACUACAUAAUCGAACAGCUCAUGCAGAUGAUCUCGCAAGCGGAAAUGGGCGCUUACGUGCCACAAAUUUGGUCUACGAUCAUACUGUUCUUCCGAAACAAGCAGUUCACGUUAGAACGGUGGUCAGACUUCAAGGCAUGGCUGAAGCCAAUUCAGCGAUGCUUGAACUCCAACAACGUGGGUGUCAGGUACCAAGCCUAUCUAGCCUGGAACAAGCUUGUCUUUGCGACAAUGCCGGACGCCUCAACUUCUCGCAAGAUGCUCGAAAUGCUACAAGUGCCAAUUACGACAGGGAUGGACAGGAGUCCACGGGAUGCAUUCGCUAGACAGGCACGGCAAUGGGCUCUGGAAAGCUACUAUACUGUCUUGUACUACACGCUUCGACCUGGAUUAACCCACUCAGAGGUGGAUACCGCGUGGGAUGUCUUCGUGCAGCCUGUCUUAGCGGGAAUGAUCAAAGCCAACGUGGACGGGAGGCGAACUGCAAGCGGUGUAAUCGCGAGCCUUUGCAGUACUUACCCAGGCAUGUGGAAUGCGACCGCCGUCUCUGAGUCUAAGGCCAUCAUGACUGAAGACCUACCCGGCCUGGAUCCGAAGUGGGUGCGAUCAAGGCUGGCACGGGUGAUGAAUGUAGUCGAGCAAUUGCUGGGUUACAGCCUGGCGAACCCAGUAGAGGCCACGAACGUUCAACAAAUGUGGCGCUGCAUCAUGCGAUCGGUCGGUGCGGCAGGCACCCAGGAGAUCAGGAGCUCCAGCGAUCUUAAACAGGCUAUUGCCUUGAUAGUGAACGCGCUACGCAGGUUCUGGGACAGUGCUAACCAAACACGCCCCGCAGCGGAGAGUGGGCCUCUCAUCACUUACUUCACCACACUGGCAGAGAUUGCCGCAGAAGGCGUAGGGACUGCACGUAUGACGGAAGACGUCCUACUAAUAGCGCCAGACUCUCAGGUACAAGCGAUUACCACUCCUUCGCACCGCGCUUCCAAGCACCAAAGCGCUCCGCAGUGUGCACUUGCGCUGAUCUUCGACCGUCUGCAGGCCUCUCCAGCCACACUAGAAAGUUUCUCGGCUAUUGAGACCGCGGCCAACACCUUGCUCGAGCUGCUCACCUCAACCAGACGAUCAGCAUGCGGAAGGGUCGAGCUGCUCGCACGCAUCACGAAGAGCAGAGGUUCAAUUCAUGCGUCACACGCCUCCGCCGGUGUCGCUUCGAUCUUGUGGAUCUGCGUCGCUCAAAGCGCCUCUACAAUCAUGGAGCGUCUCGCUUGCGAGGCUGACAACAGUGAGCCUUGUAGCCUUGGCAUAGAGCUGCGCCAUGCCUCCGCCAUCCUUGCUGAAGGAUUGCUGCACUUGUCGCAUUCGUCUGAGGUAGCCGAGAGAGUUUACGAUGCGGUAUUCCGACUUCUGAAGUCAACGCGGUUGGUCGCCACCAAGAAGGCUCGCAGCGCUGGUGUAGUCGUUGCAGUUCUGGAACCUUUUGCGGCAGCGAUGAGAGAGAUCGCCUCGCCCAUGGGACUGGCAGUAAGGCUGCGCUUGACAUCCGACCUCAUGACACCUGCAACUUGGGCGAACAGCAAACAAGAGUUUGAGAAAGCGAAGAGGGUCCUUUGGGGAGUUGGCUUAGCGCCUAACAGUGUAGGACCGUUUAGUCCCUACGUUAGCCUUUAUGAGGUGAUCGAUAGUGCGAUGCAAGACGCCUACGACCAACUUGAAAGCUUGGUACAUGACAUGGAAGCGUUGUCAACAGUAGGAAUGCUACUUCGGUCCGCCCUAGCUUUCCUGCAGGCAUGUCCGAAGUCAUUGCUCGUUGGCGCGGUAGAGAAGUUACAGAGAUGCCUUGCUACUUGGAUUGAAGACCGGGAGAGGAAGACAGCGCCUUAUAGGCAGCUAAUCGACUCGGUAUGCUUAGCAGGACACGGAGUACUACAACUUAUCGAAUCCUUCACCAGAACGGGCUCGGUGCUCAUCAAAGCGCUAGAGCCAUUACUGUUAGCCUCAAUGCUGUCCCCGCACAAGGUCAUGGUGAACGACACCGUCCGCUUCUGGAACCGAACCUUCGGCGAGCAAACUGUCCUUGAGUAUCCGGAAAAUCUGGCUAAGGUACUGUAUCAGAGAAGCCGGGAGGCAGACAUUGCUCUUCCAGGCUUCCCUGAUAGUCUUUCAGGGCAGCAGGAGACAGCACUUCCGGCAUUCUACGAAUCUCAACCUGAGGUGUCGCCGAGUAAGCGUUUUACACUGUCUGAUGCGCAGAUCUUCUCGUCAGAUUCGCGGAGACAAGCUAUAACAACUUUCGAACCGGAAACAACACGCUCAUCGCCUUCAAAGCGGCAUCCCAGUUGUGGUCCAAACGUACUCUUGGAUGAUGUUCGCCGGAGUGCAACUAUCAAACCACCAUUGCGCCCACGCCACGACGAUUCCCAAAUCGAGUUCGCACCAGUGGAAUCAUUGUCACCAAUGCCGCAGAAUGAGUCGCAUAUGCUUACAGAGCGGCAAAAGGAAGUCAAGAGGAAGCAACAAGAGCUUGCUCCGCUGUUCCCGGAGCUCUCGUCAAGUCCCAUGAUGAACCAGGCAAGCACAAAUAACGACCCGCACAAGGUUCUGGACUUUCAUACGGAAGUCAACCCAGCAAGGAGCAGUACCCCAGACGAUCUGCCUGAUGCGGAUGCACUAUCAAGCGAUGAUCUGCCAUCAUCCCCGACUCCGUCGUCGGCGAAGGAUGUCGAAUCGGCAGCAGUUGAGGCAAAUGAUAAUGAAGGAGUUGUCGAUGGCGACACAGAAGGAGAAUGGUCUUCCUCACCGCCGCGCCAGAGUGCCGCUCACCAAGAGGAGCGGCUGUCUUCGCCAUCUCCCUUGAACGAGAGACUUCACUCCGAACUUGUCAAUGCCCGAAUCCCUACCAAGGACGUGUCGCCAGAAAAGGUGCCAUCGAAUGCAUAUCAUGCGUCACGCGCCGUCCCUGACAAGGAUCUCAGUCACGUAGUUGAACUCGACGAUGCUCUUGUAUCGGAUAGCGUUCUGCCAAACGCGCAACUAGAGCGCGAGGCGCAGGAAGCGGCCAACUCCAUGGGCGACAUCGAAGCUGGUCAGACCGCGGAGGUCACCAUGUCACUUCUACCACCACUAUCCGAGUCAGAUCAAGCCGCCGCCGCAGAAGUCGUCGCGAUCGCACUUGUUGACGCCGACACCACUGUCGAAGAUGCUGCCGCAAAUGACGUGUCGAGAGUGCAAGAUUCUUUCGUCCAAACUCCGGAAGGCUUAAAAGCAUCUCUAGUACAGCAUGCAAGCGAAAGUCAGGAGAGCAGACAGAACUCCAGAAAGCGUAAGCGCACCUCGUCCGCUGGAUCGACGGCGAGGAAGCGUAUGAGCACGUCACCAAUCAAGAAGGCCUUGGGUUUCUUCUCAAGCUAUAUUGCCGGCAGAAGGCAGGACGAAGAAGAUGAAGACAGAGGAGAGGAGAUUGUCGUCGCUAGCAGCCAACCUAGAUCACCACCUCAAGCGGAUGCGGAGCCUUCGAAACCGUCUUCCCCUCUUGUGGUCAUACCUGUCACCUCUUUUGUUGAUUCGACAGCCGCAUCACCAGGAACGGCAGCUGUGCUUGAUCGUCCGAAGAAGCGCGGCCCCGGAAGGCCUAGGACAUCGGAAGCAUCAAGUCCAGCGAACCAGCGGUCGAAACAAGCGAUGCCUAAGACUCUCAAACGACGAGCAUCAGCAUUGAGCGACGAUAAUGACCAUGACGACGAAAAAGACACAGAGUCUAUAGGAGCGAAGCCGACACCCAGCGAAGGUCGUAGGCAGCGCCAACGCCGGGAUACUGAGCUCAGACAAGUUGCUUCGCGAUCACAAGAUGAUAGUCCGGCACGUAACCUGCGGAGCAGAUCAACUGGCUCAAGGCAAGCGAGCAAUGAGCUUGCUUUGCAAGAACAAGAUCAUUGUGCGGAUGACGCGAUCACAACGCCGCAGAAACAGCACCAAUCUGAGGCGUCUGUUGCUCUCCAGCCGGUCUCGCCUUCUACACCGAAGACGAUCCUUGAGCGGCUUCGAGAAGUCCUUGGCGAGCUGCAGAAAGCCGUUCUAGGCCCUCGUGAGGAGAGGGAGAUGGACGACGUCUUAUACGAAUUAAGAAGGGAGUCGCACGAGGCUGCACGGCGCGGGAGGCAGAGGACUGACAGUUUAUCCUGA
Baudoinia panamericana UAMH 10762 is the source of this 5461-nucleotide messenger RNA. RefSeq lists its product as uncharacterized. NCBI's taxonomy places the organism in Eukaryota, Fungi, Ascomycota, Dothideomycetes, Mycosphaerellales, Teratosphaeriaceae. Gene Ontology annotation, biological process: telomere maintenance. Gene Ontology annotation, cellular component: nucleus. The coding region runs from base 119 to 5461 and encodes 1780 amino acids. The record is from RefSeq and is a predicted model, not a curated record. The transcript is spliced from 2 exons.